Galeopterus variegatus (Sunda flying lemur) is the source of this 1486-nucleotide messenger RNA. It is a transcript of the gene DNAAF4, whose product is annotated as dyslexia susceptibility 1 candidate 1. Bases 33 to 1073 code for a protein of 346 amino acids. NCBI's taxonomy places the organism in Eukaryota, Metazoa, Chordata, Mammalia, Dermoptera, Cynocephalidae. The transcript is spliced from 8 exons. Gene Ontology annotation, molecular function: nuclear estrogen receptor binding. The record is from RefSeq and is a predicted model, not a curated record. Gene Ontology annotation, biological process: heart development; inner dynein arm assembly; cilium movement.
CAGAACCGCCGACCUCUGGAGCCGCUGUCGGGAUGCCCCUCCAGAUCAGCGAUUACAGCUGGCAGCAGACGAAGACUGCGGUCUUUGUCUCUCUGCCCCUCCGAGGUGUCUGCGUCAGAGACGCGGACGUAUUCUGCACAGAAAACUAUCUGAAGGUCAACUUUCCUCCAUUUUUAUUUGAGGUAUUUCUCUAUGCUCCCAUAGACGAUGCGAGCAGCAAAGCGAAGAUUGGGAACGACACUAUCGUCUUCACCCUGUAUAAAAAAGAAGCGACAAUGUGGGAGACCCUAUCUGUGUCAGGGGUUGACAAAGAGAUGAUGCAAAAAAUAAGAGAAAAAUCUAUUUUACAAGCACAAGAGAAAGCAAAAGAAGCUAUGGAAGCAAAAGCUGCAGCAAAGAGGGAAGAUCAAAAAUAUGCACUAAAUGUCAUGAUGAAGAUUGAAGAAGAAGAGAGGAAAAAAAUAGAAGAUAUGAAAGAAAAUGAACGGAUAAAAGCAACUAAAGAAUUGGAAGCCUGGAAAGAACAUCAAAGAAAGGCUGAAGAACAAAAAAGGAUUCAGAGAAAAGAGAAAUUAUGUCAACAAGAGAAGCAAAUUGAAGAAGAAAGAAAAAAAUUAAAACAUAAAAGUCUUACUGGAAAUCUGGCAUCUAGAAAUCUUGCCAUAAAAGCAAGGACAUUUUUGCGUAUAUGUAUGAGGAAAUCUCAUAUAUUCUGGUUUGCAGAAUGGCUACACAAACAAGCAGAGGCACGAAGAGCAACGAAUACUGAUAUUCCUGAACUUUGUGAUUUAAAAGAAGAAGAAAAGAAUCCAGAAUGGUUGAAGGACAAGGGAAACAAAUUGUUUGCAACAGAAAACUAUUUGGCAGCUAUUAAUGCAUACAACUUAGCCAUAAGACUAAAUAAUAAGAUUCCACUAUUGUAUUUGAAUCGGGCUGCUUGCCACCUAAAACUGAAAAACUUACACAAGGCCAUCGAAGAUUCUUCUAAGGCCUACAGGAUUAUGAAGCUGCACUUAAGAUUGAUCCAUCCAACAAAAUUGUGCAAAAUGAUGCUGAGAAGAUUCGGAAUAUAAUUCAAGGAACAGAACUAAAAUCUUAAGGACUACUAGAAGCAACUAGGUAUUGUAUUAGACAUUGUUUUAAGUUUUUCAGAAAUAGCUGGAAGCAUUAGGAAUGUUUGUACAUUUUAUGGAUGAUUGUGCAGAAUCGCUUUCUGUUUAGCAUUCUGAUUCUGUUGAGGACAAAAUGUUAUAAAUCUAUAGAUAAUGAAAUGUUUGACUUGAAUCAUUUCUGAAUAAAUCGAAAUAAUAAUCUAUUUUAAUUCUUUACUUCUUCAUAUUAAAACAUGAUUUAAUUAUAUGUAUAUUUUUGUCACUGAAUUAUGCUUGCCUUUGUAACAAUAAAUUUGUUGGUAUGGUUACCAAGACACUUACUGAUUAAUUUUUAAGAAGAUAGAAUUUUAAAAUAAAACAUUGUGUUUAUAAAA